This is a messenger RNA of Cooperia oncophora, 546 nucleotides long. The record is from the annotation of a GenBank genome assembly. NCBI's taxonomy places the organism in Eukaryota, Metazoa, Nematoda, Chromadorea, Rhabditida, Trichostrongylidae.
AUGAAUUUUUCUUAUUUUCAGAUAUUAUUUCAUAUUGUCACCUUGGGUUUUGUAUAUCUGCAGUUAUGGCAUGUUAGUCUUGCUAGUCCUGACGAAUAUAGACUACUAUCUGAUCUCCGUCAUAAUUACGACCCCUACGAAAGGCCUGUGGCGAACGCCUCAGAGCCUUUAGUAGUUAGCGUUAAAAUCUACCUUCAACAGAUUCUAGACGUUGAUGAAAAGAACCAAGUAAUUACUCUUGUUGCCUGGAUUGAAUAUCAAUGGACAGACUACAAGCUAAAAUGGCAACCAUCAGAAUACGGUGGAAUUAAGGAUAUUCGAGUACCGGGUAAUGCAAAUGCAAUAUGGAAACCCGACGUCCUUCUAUAUAACAGUGCCGAUGAAAAUUUCGAUUCUACAUAUCCAGUAAACUAUGUUGUUAGUCAUAAUGGCCAUGUACUGCAGGUCCCACCGGGAAUAUUAAAACUUUCAUGUAAAAUCGAUAUCACAUAUUUUCCAUUCGACGAUCAAAUGUGUCAUUUAAAGGAAUAUUCUUAUCAAACUUAA